AUGAUAGAAAGCUUCCGGUGGAGGGGGGAGCACCCCGCCCCCCAGAGCCCCACGGGCUGCGGCUCUACUCCCCAGAUCCCAGUCGCUGGGGGUCGCGACCACGGAGCGGCCGAAGCGGGGCGGGAGGAGGUCGUGCCACCCGGGGAGGGUGUGGAAGCAGCCUCUGCGUCUGCGGCAGCAGACAGCAGCCUGAAAAAUGGCUUUCAGCGUGCAACUGGUGGGGAGAAGGCCCUAGAAACCUGUGGCCCAGAGCGGUCGGGGUCUGAGCUGAUGAUGACUGGGGCGAAGGCCGCGGAAGCGAAGACUGAAAGGGGCACCGUCUUCUCAGAAGCAGUGGACGAGUAGGAGAGGGUUGAAGUGGAGGAGAAGCCAGUGGGUGAGGAAAUGGAAGUGGUGGAGGAGCACAGAGGGGUAAACGAGGUGAAGGACGAGGCAAGGCCCCGGCAGAAUGAGGGUCUCCACCUGAAUCCCCUGGAGGCCAUCCAGCUGGCUGUACCCCCUCAGGCUGACCGGGCCUUCCUCCAGUUCGGGCGCAAUUUUGGGCGCAUGCGUCAACACUACCUACAGUGGAGGAACAUCCCGGGCUUCUGAGUCACUACCGUUCGGAACCACCCACAGCUAUCUGCCCUGAUUAGAGGCAGAGAUGCAGAGAUGUUCAGGUACGUAGCGAAUUAGGAGGUGAAGGAACUCAGACAUCCUAGGAUGGGGUGCAAGUUCAAGUUCUUCUUUCGAAGAAACCCAUAAUUCUUCUUUCGAAGAAACAACUGGACUGUGAAGGAGUACGAGGUCAGAUCCUCUGGGCACGUGGUGUUUCUUUCCACUCCGAUCAUAUGGCACCCGGGCCGUGAACCCCAGGCCUUCCUUUGUAGGAACCAAGACCUCAUGUGCAGCUUCUUUGCCUGGUUUUCAGACCACAGCCUUCCAGAGUCUGACAGGAUUGCUGAGAUUAUCAAAGAGGACCUCUGGCCAACUCCACUGCAAUACUACCUAUGGGAUGAAGGAGCCCAUAGAGCUAGACUUCUCCAGACAAGGGAGCCAGCGGAGAUACCCAGGCCCUUUGGCUUCCAAUCUGGUUAA
This is a messenger RNA of Balaenoptera acutorostrata (minke whale), 1077 nucleotides long. It is a transcript of the gene TSPYL6, whose product is annotated as TSPY like 6. NCBI's taxonomy places the organism in Eukaryota, Metazoa, Chordata, Mammalia, Artiodactyla, Balaenopteridae. The record is from RefSeq and is a predicted model, not a curated record. Gene Ontology annotation, cellular component: nucleus; chromatin. Gene Ontology annotation, molecular function: chromatin binding; histone binding. Gene Ontology annotation, biological process: nucleosome assembly.